AUGAUUGGUCAGUUAAUCUUUGCUAUAAUAAUGUCCGUCACAUUAAUAUUGACCAUUGCUGCAUUUGUUACACCUGGUUGGAGGUCAUUUUCGGUGGUAAAAGGUAAUGAAAGCGAAGCGGCGAAAUAUUCAAUGCCAGAAGCAAUGGGACUACUUUGGUGUACUUCACCUAUAUCUGAAAACAAUCUAACGAUUGAUUAUUGUCAUCUAUGGCAAAAUAAUAAGCCAAAAUGUGAUGAUAAUGUUGCAAAAUUAAUGAUUGCAACAUUAGCUUUAGAAAUUGGCUCAUUAAUUUGGGUAACUGUGACAUUUUGUGCUUGUUGUUGCCGAGAAUUUUGGAUUUUCCUUCUACCAUUAAUAGCAUUUUGGGUCACAAUAACAUUAGCUAUUGCAAUGUUCAUAUAUACCGGCAAUAAUAAAACUGCUUUCGAUAUAUUGGAUGGAAGCAAAGAAGCUGCAUCAGAAGCUUAUCAUAUUAAUUUCUUUUACAGCUAUUAUAUAGCCUGGGCUGCUUUAUUCUUAGCCGUCGUUAGCAUUUUCGUUGGUAUUUUCGCUAAGAAACUUGCUCAGAUUUGUUGCUAA
Molecule: messenger RNA, 582 nt
Organism: Loa loa (African eye worm)
Lineage: Eukaryota; Metazoa; Nematoda; Chromadorea; Rhabditida; Onchocercidae
Exons: 4
Coding region: 1-582 (193 amino acids)
Source: RefSeq, a predicted model, not a curated record